GCCCUCCGGCCGCCAGUCAGUCGGGCAGUCGGGCCGUCAGUCGGUAGGAGCGGCAGCAGCGGGCAGCGGGCGGGAGGCAGCAGGCGGCAGCGCGCUCCGGGGGGCCCGCACGCAGGUCCCGGCGGCUCGGCGGUGGGCGCCCCCUCCUCGGCUUCCUCGCCCUCUCCUCGUCCUCCCUCUCCCCUCGGCCCGGGCGGCGGCGGCGGCAGCCAUCAUGGCGGCGGCGGCGGGAGGCGGCGGCGGCGCGGGGCCCGAGAUGGUCCGCGGGCAGGUGUUCGACGUGGGCCCGCGCUACACCAACCUCUCCUACAUCGGCGAGGGCGCCUACGGCAUGGUGUGUUCCGCAUAUGACAAUGUCAACAAGGUCCGAGUGGCCAUCAAGAAAAUCAGCCCCUUUGAGCACCAGACCUACUGCCAGCGGACGCUGCGUGAGAUCAAGAUCUUGCUGCGCUUCCGCCAUGAGAACAUCAUCGGCAUCAAUGACAUCAUCCGGGCCCCGGCCAUCGAGCAGAUGAAAGAUGUAUACAUAGUCCAGGACCUCAUGGAAACAGACCUUUACAAGCUCCUAAAGACGCAGCAUCUCAGCAAUGACCACAUCUGUUAUUUCCUUUAUCAGAUCCUACGAGGUUUAAAGUACAUCCACUCAGCCAACGUUCUGCACCGUGACCUCAAGCCUUCCAACCUGCUGCUCAACACCACCUGCGAUCUCAAGAUCUGUGACUUUGGCCUGGCUCGUGUGGCAGAUCCAGACCACGACCACACAGGCUUCCUGACGGAAUAUGUGGCCACGCGCUGGUACCGAGCCCCUGAAAUCAUGCUGAACUCCAAGGGUUACACCAAGUCCAUUGACAUCUGGUCUGUGGGCUGUAUCCUGGCGGAGAUGCUCUCCAACAGACCCAUUUUCCCUGGGAAACAUUACCUUGAUCAGCUGAACCACAUUCUUGGCAUUCUUGGAUCCCCAUCACAAGAAGACUUGAAUUGCAUAAUAAACUUAAAAGCCAGGAACUACUUGCUCUCUCUUCCUCACAAAAACAAGGUGCCAUGGAAUCGACUCUUCCCCAACGCUGACCCCAAAGCUCUGGAUUUGUUGGAUAAGAUGUUGACAUUUAACCCUCACAAGAGGAUCGAGGUGGAGCAGGCCCUGGCCCAUCCCUACCUGGAGCAGUAUUAUGACCCAAGUGAUGAGCCUGUAGCCGAAGCCCCAUUCAAGUUUGACAUGGAACUGGAUGACCUCCCUAAGGAGAAGCUGAAAGAACUGAUUUUUGAAGAGACUGCGAGAUUCCAACCCGGAUACCGAUCUUAAACUUUUACAGGGGACCCUGACAUGCCCUGCAGGGACAUUCCUCUCCCACUUCUCGGUCCUUGGUCGUGUCCCUCUGGCCUGUCUUGGCUUCUCCACUUUUAACUCCUCGGAGCCGUUCCGAGGGGCGGCUUCUGGUAGUUGUGGCUUCUCUGCUUUUGAUGAAUUCUUUCAGCCUGAAGAAUUGUGAUCGACACUCCCGUGUGUGUUCCCCAUUGGUGACUUGUCCGAGGACACUGACUGCUCACCAUUUGUUUAGUCUCCUGCUCGCUUUCCGGUUUGAGAGAUGCAGCGGUUCCUUCCACUCCUGAACCAAUGCUAGACAACUUCCCCGGGAACCCCCGAGUUGACAUGGUAGAUUCCAUUUCCCUGACUUGGCUUCAGUCACUGGCAUCUUGUUUUAUCCUGUUGUGUUGGAGGGAGAGCUAGAUUAGGACUGUUUAGGGCACUUUACGUCAGUGACACCCCCUUGUUUGCACUUCAACCUUGAACCAUAACUGUUUACCCCAAGCAGGAAAUCAUUGAAAUCAAUUUUAAUUAGAAGUCAGCAGACCUAGCAAGUGUGUCUUUCACCUUCAUCCAGGGAUGCCCUUGGCCACCAUUUUACUAGACCCAGCAUGGAUGGGGGGGCUGAUUUCUUAAAGGGUAUAUGCUCUUUGUCCAGCUCCUAGGAAGUUAGGAUUUUGUUCCAGAGGCCAGAGCUGGCCACCCCACAGCGUUUGUGCUGGUGUCCGGUGGCUCCCUGUCCCAUUUCUUGGGGCCCUUCCAAAGCUCAUGUUAUAUGCAGUAGUGAGUGUUUACAAAAUGUAUGCAAAAAGAACCCACCCUCACCCCAUCUCACCCCCACCCCCUGGGCAACUGACUCACUAUCUGGUGAGAGAUGUGCUGGGAUCACAGCUGGAGAGUUGAUUGAGUGUGGACAUUUGAGAGAGGGAGCUCGAUGUGAGCAUGCCUGCUGAGUGUGCGGGAGGUAGAGGGUCUGAUUCCGGGGUAGGAGCAUAGGGAGGAAGUGGUGAUCUUCCUACUCCUGUAGCAUGUCUGCCUCACCGGCUUGGUCCCCCCAACCCACCCUCCAGCCAUGCCUGGGCAAAUCCCAGCCAGAGUCCUUCUUCCUCGGUGAUGGCCUCAAACUUCGUCCCGAGGUCAUAUGCCGCGGAAUCUCCCAGGUGUCCCACCCAGUGCCGGACCUCCUCUUUCUUCCCUCCGCUGCUCUCCUCUCCGUGGUGAGAAACCUGCCUUGUUCCAGAUAAUGAUCGUGCCCUCGCAUGACUGUCACUGCUUUCUGUGCACAGACGACUGUCUUAAGCGCCCCAUGCCUAUCAAUGGAGACAAAAAAUCUCUCGUUACCUCUGAGUUGUUUUCCAACAAGUACCUUCGGAGAAAGAAUUCUGUUUUUAGCUUCUUGUUCCCCCUGCUCUCCUCUUCCUGGUUUGAUUUGGGCAGCGAUGGAGAAUGGAUUCUGUCAAAGACUGCCUGCUAACAUGAACAGAAAUGCACUUGUAACUCAUGGAAAUAAAUUGAAGUCUGGUAUCUUCACACUAACGUUAAGAUUUAGUUUGGCUUUUCUCUGGGCUAGUGUGUUCGGAUGGGCAGUCAGGCUCGGCCGGCAUCCCUGGGCAGCGUGCUCGCCUGCCGUGGGUGGUCAUUUGUACAAAGCUUUGCUCAGACAUCUCUCGCCCUCCAGCGUGUGGGGAGAGCCCGGCCUCGGUUUUCCUCAGUUUCUCUGCUAGCAUUAGAGAUUUAGUAGGAAAAAAAAUGGUGACCAAGAACUGUUCUCCUUGGGUGGGAGACUCUGAUCCCCAGCCCCUCAGCAAGGGCAGCCGUAAGCGGUCAGGCCUCAUCCAGCCCAACUGGAGGAUCCUCAGCUCUGGACAAAGCUGAGCUGGGCCUUUGGGGUCGCAGACACUGGGCUUUUCAUUUGUUUUUCACCUCCACGCUUGUUCUUCUCCCAGGAGUUUCUAGAGUCAGUCUGGAAUAAGGUGUAGACCUGGAACUGAUGCUUUUGGUUCCUCACUUUUAAUUUCUUAAGGAGUGUGCAUGGCUUCGUUUCCCCUACUCCUCUGUGCUUUUCAAAUGAAUUUUAUCUAGGAACAUAGAUUUAGAACUGGAAGAUUUAGGCCAACCCCCCCCCCUUUUUUUUUACAGCUGAAUAAAUGAGGCCUACAGAGUUCAAAUGACUUGUCCAAGGUCACACAUGUAAUGAAUAGGGUCUGGGUUUCAACCCAGGUUUUCCGCCUCCAAAUUCAGUACCCUUUCCUCUGGACCAUGCUGCCUCCUUUGUCUCUGUAUUAAAAGUUUGGUCUUCAGAUCCUCCUCCAAACCACAGCCUUGGUGUAUCACUAAUCUGGUGCUCUGGGCAGCCAACUAAGAUGGCCUCUAGUUUGUAGUCACUCUGGGCAUCGGGCAUGCCAACAGAAACCCCAUUAGAAAUGUGUUAACCAUGGCCUUGUUCGAAAUGCUUUCAAAUCCCGCGACACCAGAUAUGCAAUGACGCAACCCAGCUGCUUGAGCUUGGGCUCUGAGACCUCCGAGAGAUUUGGGGGGGGUGCUCCCCAAGGAGGCUUUUAGCAGUUGAGCCCAUGCAUCUGGAAUCACAGGUCUGUAAUGCCCGAAGGGGCCUUAGAGAUCACCUGAUUCAGCUCAUCCAUUUUUUAGGAGAUGAAACCGAGACCCAGAUGAGUUUUGAGUGACCAUCCUUAAUGAAAACCACACUGCCCGCCAUUUGUUCCACAUCACAUUUAGACCAUUUCAGAGCAGCUAUUAAGUUGGAGCUCUUUUUCUUAUGUUGAUAUAAUUUUUAAAGAAAUUGGUAACUUUUGUAGUCUGUAGUAUGGUACUAGUGUGUCCAUGCCUGCUUCUGCAAACGCACGUGAUCUGGGCCCUUGCGAAGUACUUUUAUAUUUGUAAAUCAAUGUUUCCGAGUAAUCCCCACUUGGUGGGAACUAUUUUUGUAAAUGCAGCCAUUAAAAAAAAAAAAACUAUUGAGCAGUCCUUCUGCUGAUAACUUUUCAAUGCACUUGGGCUUCUAAACGGCUGUGCCGGUGUUGGAAAACCAGUGCCGCCAACAUGGCGGCAAGGAGAGAGUCCGGCCGAGCAGUCUUUUCUGCCGUCCGGCCAGCCCAGAACAGCACAUGAGAAAGAGUGGCCCUCCCAAGCCUGCUUGGCCGCCACGGCGCGUGCUGUCCCCCCCUUCCUUGGGCUGGUUCCGUGUAGGGCACUCGCCGAACACGUCCCAGAAAAAACGGCUUCGUUUGUACCUGCUUUGUCUUGUUGGUGCCUUUUUAGUAUUGUACCCCUAACCUCUGCAUAAGUGACUUAAUUGAUGGUAAGUUUUAAAGAACAUGGAAAAGGGAGAUUUUUAUUAAGAAUCUGAAUGUAUAUUAUUCAUUGUAUUGUUUUAACUGAACAUUCUCUUGUGGCAUUUGUGAGCUGGUUAAUCUGUAUAAACGAUUGUAAGUAGCAAAGGUUUCUAUUUCCAGUGGACUCUUUGGGUGUUGUACACGUACCUUUGGGAAAAAAAACAAACAACCUGAUUCAUUGAGUGUUUACUGCUUUUGACAUCAAAUCAUUAAAUUGUGGCCCUGUCUUACCCAAA
Trichosurus vulpecula (common brushtail) is the source of this 4895-nucleotide messenger RNA. RefSeq names its product mitogen-activated protein kinase 1 (gene MAPK1). Gene Ontology annotation, molecular function: ATP binding; MAP kinase activity. Gene Ontology annotation, cellular component: nucleus; cytoplasm. The record is from RefSeq and is a predicted model, not a curated record. The coding region runs from base 215 to 1303 and encodes 362 amino acids. Gene Ontology annotation, biological process: intracellular signal transduction; protein phosphorylation. Lineage: Eukaryota; Metazoa; Chordata; Mammalia; Diprotodontia; Phalangeridae. The transcript is spliced from 9 exons.